Molecule: messenger RNA, 861 nt
Organism: Aspergillus puulaauensis
Lineage: Eukaryota; Fungi; Ascomycota; Eurotiomycetes; Eurotiales; Aspergillaceae
Exons: 2
Coding region: 1-861 (286 amino acids)
Source: RefSeq, a predicted model, not a curated record
AUGAGAUCUUCAAGUAAACCACGGAGCAGUCGAUCAACUGCCGAUCGACGAUACAGCGCCCGAUACCUGAUUCUCGUCUACCGCGACACCGGGCCACACUUCGACCCGCUGGAAAUCCAACGACUAGUCGCACGCGAGCAAGGAAAGUGCACAAUCGUACGACAGGCCGGGAGCAACUAUCUUGCCUUCGUGGACUUUGCUGGAAAGCGCUUCCAGACGCGGAAUCUCGGCCUCUUCGACGUCCAGGGCUAUCACCCGAAAUGGAUCCACGUCACGUCGUAUCCAUGGCGCACCUUGGAUGAAAUGAUGGCCCAGGGGCAUGUCCUGUGGAAUGGCAUUGCUCGGCCUCACAAACAGGCCUCUCCUUCUCGCAAAAGAGCUCCUGCUGGUAAAGCGCCGGCUUCGUCUAACCCGUGGGAACUGGUCGGGAGCGCAACGAACGAAGCGUCGCUGCAGGAUUUCUUACAAAAGGAAAUGGACUCGGAGGAUUCAAAGGCCCCAGAACGACAGUUGGACAAAAUCGAUAGCGGUGUCCCUGUGGCGGGUGGUGAGACAGAGAUGGCGCGCAAUGUGCAAUACUGGCAGGAUGGCUAUCGAGCGGGCUACAAGGCUGCUAUGGCCAUGUCGAACAUCCACCAGCCAGUGUCGAACACUUCUUUGAGUACGGCCGUUCCACCACCAGGAGCUGAGGUUUCCCAGCUCUUCGUAUCAAACGACGGUGCCGACUCUGAUGGCGCCGAAUCAACAUGCUGCAGUCAGUCCUAUGCUCUCCCAGGAGAUAGCGAUAUCCUGGGCGAGGUCUCGCAGCUGGACUGGAAUCUCGAGCUAGAAGAUGUCUGGAAUCGUCAACUGGUUGCUUGA